This is a messenger RNA of Lytechinus pictus (painted urchin), 6249 nucleotides long. Its product is annotated as calcium-activated chloride channel regulator 1-like. Bases 102 to 3125 code for a protein of 1007 amino acids. The transcript is spliced from 12 exons. NCBI's taxonomy places the organism in Eukaryota, Metazoa, Echinodermata, Echinoidea, Temnopleuroida, Toxopneustidae. The record is from RefSeq and is a predicted model, not a curated record.
GAAACCGUAAAAUGUAAAUGAGGAAGCAACUGCAUUUUAAUAGAACUUACGAAUCUAGUACUUAAUCAGCAUUGCGGGGUAAAAGCUGAUGUGAGAUCAGGAUGGGGUGGAUAAAGUUAGUUUUCUUGGUUUCGAUGCUCCAGAUAUUUAUUCUUGGAAUGGCUACCGGUCAGAAGAAUGUUAUCACCCUAAAUGAUGGAGGAUAUUCGAAUGUGCUCAUCGCAAUCGACAGAAAAGUGCCAGAGAAUCUGACCAUCAUCGAAAAUCUUAAAACUAUGUUUACAUCAGCAUCCCAGCGCCUCUACGAUGCCAGCAAGCAGCACGUCUACUGGAAACACAUCAAGAUCCUUGUUCCAAACACAUGGUCCAUCCAGAACCAGUACAGUGUUGCUACUACCGAAUCGUCAAGAUCUGCUAAUAUCAUCGUCCACGACUUCCCAGAUGACGAACCGUACGUCGACAACCCAGAAGGUUGCGGAAAGGGGGCUCUGAAUCUGAUGCACCUGACACCAAACUAUAUUCUGAAUGAGCAGUAUAGACACGCGAAGUUUGGAAAUACAAGUAACGUCCUCUUACGAAGCUGGGGGUACCUCCGCUGGGGAUUGUUCCCGGAGAACUAUGUGGGCAAAGGAGUCGAUACUCCUUUCUACAACACGUCCGGUAAUCAUGGUAAUAGCGUUCUCAAAGAAGAAACUGGGACCCGGUGCUCUCUCGAAGUCAAAGGAGAAAUACUGUUUCCAAAUAAAAAUAUUUGCAGUAAAAAUAGCAUGGGUUUUUAUCAUGGAGAUUGUCUAUUUUUCCCUGAUGGUAAAGACCAGUCAGCGGCAGCAUCCCUUUUGUUUGCAACCAGAGAUGUCCAUAUAAAUUCGGUAGUAGGAUUCUGCGAGGAGGAGGAUAAUCACGUGGAAAAAGGGAACUGGCACAACACCGAGGCUCCAAACCUAAUGAAUCACAUGUGUGGUGGCGAUAGUGCAUGGAAGGUCAUGAAAGAGGAAACACAAGAUUUCCUGGACGACAUCCCAACAGUUUUGAACACCACACCUGAGUUUGAAAUCGUACAAGUUUCUAUGGUCAGAAGUGUCGUCCUUGUGCUUGACAUCAGUGGUAGUAUGAUAGGGGAUCGAUUUAACCGAAUGAUCCAGGCUUGUACUGAUUACAUCUUAUAUGUAAUUCCGGUAGACAGCAAGCUCGGAAUUGUAGUUUUCGAAAGUUCUUCUGAAAUAAAAGAGAAUCUCCUUGAUAUUACUGAUGGGGCUUCACGUCAAAGACUAGUUGAUCACUUACCAAGUUACGCAGGUGGCGGAACGUGCAUCGGAUGCGGUAUCUUAAAAGGCAUUGAGGUACUUGGCUCAUUUUCAAAAGGUGGAUACAUGUUACUUUUAAGUGAUGGUGAGGAUAAUUCUCUAUCCAUCACAGACGCAAUCGAUGAAAUUGAGAACGCGGGUGUCAUCAUUGAUACGGUAACCAUAAGUAACUCGGCUGAUCAGCAAAUGGAGGACUUGUCCAGGAAAACCUCUGGCAGGUCAAGUUUCUGUCUUGAUACCGGGACCGGAAACUGUUUAAUCCAACAGUUCCAGGAUACAGUAUCGACCAGACCGGAUGUGGGCGUCGGAAAACAUAUCAUCCAGAUUUACAAUUCCGAGGUCAAGAUAGAGCCCGAUCCUGGCUUUCUUGUGAUUUAUCCGGUAGUCAUCGACGACGCUCUGGGAGAUGAAACAGUCAUCACAGUGGCAUGGACAGAGGAUAAUUUAAUACAAGUCUUGCUCUUUGGGCCAGACAACACCUAUGUUGACCAUACCGAUCCUCGCUAUCACAAUGAUACACUUACAAAAAUUGUGUCGAUCAAUUUACCCAAGGCGCAGGCUGGGCAAUGGUAUAUCAAUAUCAGCGGAGUAGAUAUUGUGGAUCAUGUUAGUGUCUCAGUUACAUCUAAACCUUCUAGUGAUGACUUUUCGCCAGUCACGAUGAAUGUUCUGUUAGAAUCGCCUGAGGUGAAAUUUCUUGAGGAACCAGUCGUAAAUAUAUAUGUUCAGGUUCAACAGAAUUAUCUACCUGUACUCAAUGCCGAGGUCACCGCUUUCAUUUCGGAUAGCGAUCAAACACACUCUGAGGAAUUAUUGGACGACGGGAAAGAUCCGGACAUACUCAAAGACGAUGGGACCUAUUCAACAUCAUUUCAAGAAAUCACAACUGACGGCAGAUAUAGCGUGAAAGUCGAUGCAAUAGGAUUCGAAGAAUUCAAUCAUUCAGUUGAAACCAACGGAACGAUAAAAGUAAAAAGAUCAGCUGAAUCUGACACCAUCGAUACCGCAGCAGUGCCAUCAUUCAUGCGCACAGUAUCAGGAGGGGUCUUCAAAGUUAUAGGCUACACGCCGAACGCUCCGGACAUCCUGCCACCGUCCCGCAUCCAGGACCUGGUGUAUACCUCAUUCUCCUAUCAUAACGGCUCCGUGACACUCAGCUGGACUGCUGUAGGAGAUAACCUUGACCAAGGAACGGCACACAGUUACGAACUCCGCUAUUCAACGAACUUCUUGUCCGUUCGAACGAAUUUCAGCAAUUGCGAUGAGAUCACGCAAGAUGAACUGGUCCACGGGAACAUCUCCAACAUCAACCCGCCAGGGGUUACCGAAACCAUCACUGUUACUCUUCCCGAGAGUGGGCAGGAUCGUCUGUACUAUUUCGCAAUAAGGGCUUGGGACGAGGCCGGGAAUGUAGGGGAUUUGUCCAACAUCUUAUCCUUGUUCUUCAUCCGUCUUUUACCGGUGUCCACAGAGACAACCACAGAAGGUACUCUAUCCACUGAACAAACCACCAAUCAAACUGAACCAGGUGAUCUGUCAACUGAAACAAUUUCGUCGGAGGAGUUGACCACCCGUCAAACUACGCCAGAUCAAGAGAGGAACCCAGGAGAACCCAACAAAGCGGCCAUGAUUAUCGGCUUGUCAUGUGCAGGAGGUGUGAUCGUACUUGUUCUGGGUGUCAUCCUAUGCAUCUACUACCGGAAGACGCAUAUGGCGGAUAUGAAACCCCAAUCUACGGAUUCAGUACAGGACAACUUCCAAGGGGUCCAGGUGGUACGAUACACCGCAACCUACGACAAUCCUACUUACUCUACAAAUUGAUUUACGCUCCAACUUACCUGAAUGAAUAGACUGAAUUAACUGAUGCAAGAACAUGUGGAAUUAACAAAUAUAAUGAAUUGAUUACUCCAAAUAUGAUUGUUACAAGCCGAUCCAAAAUAAUUUCAUUCCAGUCAAUAACUAAAUCCCUUAUUGAUUUAGAUCAUUCACUCACGAUUCUCUAUAGGCCUACCCCAUCACGACAACAGCAUGCCUUUAAGAGUAGGCCUAUGUUAAAAGGUGUUCCUUUUGUCGAUUGGAUAAAUUCAGUGUUUUUGAGCAUUAUUAAUAUUAUGGAAAACCCAAACCAAAGUGCUGAUCUGACCUCAAAUAACGGAAACAUAAAAGUAAUUGAAGUAACAAUAAGAUGUACUGUGAAACUUCACAUCAGUUUACAUGCGCAUAUGUCUACACCCAUGACGUCAUAAAAAAUUGGUGGAUUUCUUUUACGGAUAAAACAAUGCUAACAUAAAAUUAAUGAUUAUUGUUUAAAUUAAUGGUUUCACAAUAUGGUGCGCCAUCUAUCGGUUGCAGCGAACAGGCCAAAUUUCUAACUUCUAACACUUUACCCCAGACUGUGUCCUGCACAAUACACCGGACAGCUUCCCUACUGGUCUUGCCAACCAACCACGCAUGACUUCGUGCUUACCAGCCCAACUACAGUACUCUGUUUUACCUCUCAAACUUUACUUAUUGCGUAAGACGACUCUUCGACCUCACAAAGGGGGUCUGGUGACUCGUUCAUGGACAAAGUACGCCACCUAAUUUGUCAGACUACAACACGUACUUGUCUUUGAAACCAUAUGAACUGAGCCAUAUUACUUAUCUAUCUACAUCAACCGAAUCAGGUGACUUGAACCAAAUUCUCGUUGGUCCUAACAAUAUAAUGUUAUGUAUUAUGCUCUGUACUUUAUUGAUAUUUCAUGUACGCUUCCAUUAAUGAACUUCAAUAAAUAUGGACGGAAAAUUUAUCAAUAUAUUUAUUUUGGAACGGCAUAACGGCCUGUUUCCAUUAAUGGACACUUUUUCUUAGAUCAAUAUUGGAACCUUUUAUUGAUCACAUCACUUUUACAUGCAAGGCCAAACGAACAAAACGUUCAUUUUGAAAUCUUACUUUCCUGGUACAUGCAUAAGAUUUGCUAAUUGAGCUUAUAACUGUGACAAUUGCGCAUACAGUAAUGUUACAAAUGAUCAUUGAGACAAUAAUAUCCGAAUUAUCAAACGAAAAUUUGUAUUUUGUUGUUGCUUUUUUAUUUAGCAAUAUGGGGUUGAUAGAACCAUAAUACAUCGGUUGAAUGAUUUUAUUUGAUAUGGCACCUUAACAAAUCUUUUACGGGCAAAAAUAAGAAUUGCAUAUAAGUUGUCGCUGUCAUUAAUUGUAGGACUAUUGUUUCGGAAAGAGCCUUGCAUUACUCUUCAAGCUGGAUUAUACGAUAUGAAAAGAGGUUCCUAGGAAUUUUUCAGACUUUAUUAAUCAAUUAAUCAAUGUGCGCAAUCCCUUCACUUUCACUUCAAAUUCUCGAAAAUCAACUCGAUUCCUUUACACACUCUCUCAUAAUCAUGAUUUUGUUCUUCGACAUUUUACUUUUCUCUUCCCGAAAAAAAUAAUCCUGGAAAGAUGUCUUAAUUGACAUGAUUGAUCACACCACAUAAAGACCUUAACGCAAAGGUCUUUAACGAGUUAAGGGUCGCUUUCAGUGUCACUUUUAAAAUUGAUUUGUGUCAAAUGAGAUCAGUUCAACUUCUUCUUAGAUUAUUAGGAGAAAUCAUGCUGUGCAUGAUCUUCAUUAUAAAAUACAUUGUAGGGACGAUGUCGGUGUUGGUGUUGGUUGGACUAAUUCUCUUCAUAGUGGUUUUAUCAAGUUUAGAUUUAGAUUUCGCUUGACGAGAUAUUGAAUUUUAUAUCAAUUUACAUGUAACUCUAUCUUUUGUUCCUUCAUGCUGGGCAUGAGUACAAAUCUUUUACUUAUCUUUACGUAUUCUUUCUUGACUCUGGUCUAGUCAAACGACAUCAUUAGUUUUUGCUUGAUGAUAAGUUAUUCCCCAUUUUUCCCAUGGGCUCUAAAUAAUCUUGGGCAACAUACUGUCCACACAACAAUUGGUUAAAACUUUCUCAAUUUCUGGGUAGUUUUAAACAAAUAAUGUGUGCUUUGGGUGAAAACUAUUGGUUAAAAACUACCUAGAGUUGGAUAAAUUUUUAAACCAAUUGUUGUGUGGACAGUAUGUUGCCCAACAUUUUAAGAGUGUAAAACUUGAUUUCAAAUAGUUCGUUCUAGCUAAAAACUUCCAUACUUUUCUUACUUGGUCAAACAUAAUAGGAUCGUGGAGUUUGUUUGCGCAUGGAUUCGAAAUAAGUAUUCAAUUUUGUCGUAAUCACGCUGUGCAUGAUUACCUUUGUACAUACGCCUGUAUAUAAACCUCUUUAGUGGUGAUUUUCUCAUCCAUAAUGAUCUGCUAUACCUGACUUGUGUAUCUAUUUCGCUUGAUGGGGAAUUUAACCUGUGGAAAUCUGAUACCUGUCUGUCGUGAAUCCAAAUAAAUUUAAUCGUUUUUCACACUUAAAUUCCCAGAUCUUAAUGGCUUUGCUUGACGUAUCAUUUUCUGCUAUAUAAAAUGCGGAAAAUUUGGUGUUACAAAAAAUGUUUAGUAUUUCACAUUUUCUCCAGCCAGCCGCAAAUAUUAUGGCAAAUGGAUUAGUCUAAGCCACGCAAGAUUCUUGUUUUGUUUUAUAUCAUCAUCUGAUCAUGUCUUCAUGGUAUUAUGUGAGUUUCCCGUGAUAUAUAUUUGGUUUCUUUUUUUUUAAUUACGUCAUUUCGUUGUUGAACGUGGAUAGGCCUAUAUUGCAGAUGGGUUUUAUUCAACUUGUUUGCCUGCUGUUUACUCAGUUUUGAAUACAUUUAUCCAUUUUAUACUUUGCAACGUUGAAUGGUAUGGUUGUUAACGUAGUAUUAAACAAAACACUUGUUUACUCAGAAAUUUAUCGCAUCAUAUACACAGUCAACUCAUCGACGAUUUUCAUCGUUUUCUUUUGAUUUUAUACUCAGAAAGGGUUUUGCAGUACUUCAAUUUUUGUAAUUAUGGUGAAAUCCUUACGCUUUUUAGGAUUGCAAAAUUUAUAAACGAUGCA